UCGACCCAGGAAACAUGUCGUAGUUUAUCCUUAACUGUCGCAUCAGCGCUGUCGUGGUAAACAGCAACAACAACCAAAAAACUCUUCAGCGUCGAAAUACGGACGACUCUUCAAGUAAAUUGCCCUUUUAAAGUGUUCAAGAGCUUUUUACUGUCCGUUUAUUGGGACAUUUAACUAGCUUGAAGAUAUUUCACCAACAUGUCGACAGCUUGGGAGUUCCUCUUCUUCUGUUUCUGUCUGCUGACUGUGUUUGGAAUAACGUUAACACCAAACGGGUCGGGUGUCGUCAGAGUGGUUGUGAAAGAAGGGAGUGACGCCAUUUUACCCUGUUCCCUCAACACCAAGGAGAACGCUGAGUCAAAGCUCUUUGACUGGAAGAAAGAUGGUGGGAAGGAGGUUUUCUUUUAUGAUGCAGGCCUUCAUUCUAAUAACGGCCGUCCAGGUCAAGAUCAGCAGUUCAAAGGUCGCGUCUCACAUUUUCAAGAUGAGCUGAAGUUUGGCAACGCCUCCAUCAAGAUCAGAAAUACGAAGGUGACCGACAGUGGAGACUACACCUGUGAUUUUCCACGUCUUCAGCCAAGACAGAUAUUCCACAUUCAGCUUGUUGUUGUUGGAGCAUCUCCAGAGCCGUCUGUCAAGACACUUAAUCAAACGCAGGACGUGGCCCUGCUGCAGUGUGAAAUUCUUGGUGCUUUUCCAAAACCUACAGUAGAGUGGCAGGACAGUGCUGGAAACAAACUUCCUGCUGAGGAGACACAGGUCUCAGAAAGAGGAGGCAGCUUCUACAUCAUCCUCCAAACUACUGUGAAGAAGACCGACAACUAUUCCUGUGUAGCCACACAGGAGGAGAUCAAACAUCAGAUUUAUGCUGAGACCUACGUGUUUAUCAGCGAGAAACUGUUUGUGGACACGUGCAGCAGAGGAGUUGUCGCAGGAUUGUUUGGUGGAAUUUUUUUGGGAGCUGUAAUUUUUGCUGCUGUUCAAGCUUUUCUUGUAGCUACAAAGUUCAUCACGGUACGCCGUAAUAAAGGUUCUCGUGAGAAACGGUUAUCAUUGAGAUCCUGCAGAGCUGCUGUCAAGAAACACUCAUUGAUUGAUUAACGGACGUUUUAAAGAGUGGUUACAGUGGAAUCCGAUAAUUGCUGCAUCCCUACUUUGUUAUUUUGUAUUUUUCAUUGUCUAAAGAAUUAUGUGUUUUAUUCAUGUUGUCUUGUUGGUUUUGUUGUUAAGUUUUAUUUACAUUAAGUGUAACAAACCACUAUUUGUUUUCUUUAAGUCAAACGUGUUAUGUGCAUUUCUUUCCUCAACGCUAGUUUUAAAGAAAGAUUGUGUUUUUAAUCAUAUGAAAGAAAGAAUACUGGUGCCUUGUUUCAAUGACUUGAAGUUUCACUUUCUGGAUUUAAGAUGUCUGUUUCACUGUAAAGUUCACUGUGUGUGUUUUUUGCACUGGUUCGUCACGUCACACUUGUAGAUGCAUACUGCCCUAUGAUUGGUCCAAACUAAAUGUGAAUCAGCAUGCUUGUUAGUGAAAAAAGCUCUUCCAAAUCUGUUUACCUUCAUUUCCUGUCUACUUUAAGCUGUUACAUAAAAGUGUUAAUGUAAUACAAACAUUC
Messenger RNA from Micropterus dolomieu (smallmouth bass), 1613 nucleotides. RefSeq names its product butyrophilin subfamily 1 member A1-like. The coding region runs from base 199 to 1101 and encodes 300 amino acids. NCBI's taxonomy places the organism in Eukaryota, Metazoa, Chordata, Actinopteri, Centrarchiformes, Centrarchidae. The transcript has 6 exons. The record is from RefSeq and is a predicted model, not a curated record.